Molecule: messenger RNA, 1290 nt
Organism: Melozone crissalis (California towhee)
Lineage: Eukaryota; Metazoa; Chordata; Aves; Passeriformes; Passerellidae
Product: activator of basal transcription 1-like
Exons: 4
Coding region: 55-885 (276 amino acids)
Biological process (GO): endonucleolytic cleavage in ITS1 to separate SSU-rRNA from 5.8S rRNA and LSU-rRNA from tricistronic rRNA transcript (SSU-rRNA, 5.8S rRNA, LSU-rRNA); endonucleolytic cleavage to generate mature 5'-end of SSU-rRNA from (SSU-rRNA, 5.8S rRNA, LSU-rRNA); endonucleolytic cleavage in 5'-ETS of tricistronic rRNA transcript (SSU-rRNA, 5.8S rRNA, LSU-rRNA)
Cellular component (GO): nucleolus
Molecular function (GO): RNA binding
Source: RefSeq, a predicted model, not a curated record
UUUACGGCUGUGUUGGUAUUUUACGACCGCGGCCGGCCGCGUUGUGAGGGGGCCAUGGCUGCGGCCGAGCGGGACCCACACGGGAGAGGCGAGGAGGAGGAGGAGGAAGAAGAGGAAGAAAAGGAGGAGGAAGAGGAAGAAGAGGAGGAAGAGGAAGAAAUGGAGGGGGAAGAAGAGGAAGGAAAGGAGGAAGAAGAGGAAGGAAAGAAGGAAGAAGAGGAAGGAAAGGAGGAGGAAGAGGAGGAUCCCGCGGGCUCCCCCGCUGCCGAAGCCUCCUCGGACCCCCCUCCAAAGCCGGUGGUACCGGGGGUCCUUUAUUUGUCCUUCCUCCCCCCGGGCUUCGGGCCCCGCCAGGCCCGGGCGCUGCUGCGGCCGCACGGGGAGCUGGGCAGGGUCUUCCUGCAGCCCCACGGAGGCUCCGUGCGGCGGCGGCGGCAGCGCCCGGGGGGACCCCCGGCCGUGGCGUUCGCCGAGGGCUGGGUGGAAUUCCGGGACAAGCGAGCGGCCAAACGCGCGGCCAAACUCCUGCACGGGGCCCCCAUGGCCCCCCGGCCCCGCAGCCCCUUCCGCCAUCACUACUGGAGCAUCAAGUACCUGCCCGGCUUCCGGUGGCCUCACCUGAGCGAGCGGCUGAGCUACGAGCGCCAGGUGAGGGCGCAGCGCCUGCGGGCCGAGGUGGCCCAGGCCAAGCGGGAGGGGGGGUUCUACGCCCGCCACGCCUCCAAGGAGCCCCCCAAAACCUCGGGAGACUCCGCAGCCCCUCCCCGGACCUGGGGCUUCACCCAGAGACAGACAGAAGAGGAGAUUUGGAGGCGCAAAGCUCGGCCCCCCCCGGCCGCUCCCCCCCAGAGCCUGCUGGAGAAGGUGUUUGGGACAGGCCCGUGAGACCCUCCCUCAAAUUUGGGGGGGCUCCAGGUGUGUGGACCGCCAGGCCCCCCUCCGGACACCGAUUCCUGUCUCAAGGACCACCAGAUGUUUUAUUUUUCUCCUUAAAGCUUUUAUUACUUUUAACAAAAAUAAUUCCUUGCGUUCUCUUUAAAUUCUGCCGAGGGGGCGGGGCUAAGGGGAGGGGGCGGGGUUAUGGCUUCGGCGCGCGAAACUCCCUGAAGGCAGCGCAAGGGGCGGGGGUGGGAGUGGCUAAAGCAGUUCAGGCCACGCCCAUUUUACCAUAAAGGGACGUGGCCUGAGGAAGCAACAGCAGGUGAAAGGUGCGUGUAGGCGGGGCCUGAACAAAGGGGCGGGGCUGGAUAAAGCCACGCCCCUCCCCGCGCCUUAAACAGGUCAUUUAAA